Messenger RNA from Coniophora puteana RWD-64-598 SS2, 2055 nucleotides. RefSeq lists its product as uncharacterized. The transcript is spliced from 12 exons. Gene Ontology annotation, molecular function: D-lactate dehydrogenase (NAD+) activity; D-lactate dehydrogenase (cytochrome) activity; FAD binding. Bases 11 to 1771 code for a protein of 586 amino acids. Gene Ontology annotation, cellular component: mitochondrion. NCBI's taxonomy places the organism in Eukaryota, Fungi, Basidiomycota, Agaricomycetes, Boletales, Coniophoraceae. Gene Ontology annotation, biological process: lactate catabolic process. The record is from RefSeq and is a predicted model, not a curated record.
GCUCACCAAGAUGCUCAGGCAGUGUCGGCAGCCCUUUGCACGUCUCGCCCGUCCCUCGCUUCCCUUAUCGUCCCGCAUAUUGUCGAGAGCUUCGGCUCGGCACCCUGUUCGGGCCGCAUCCUCCAGUUCUGCUUCCAACUCCAACUCCAGCUCUAGUUCUAGCAGCGGCGACCCGAGCGCUUCCUCGACAUCCUCCUCGUCCUCACGCGCAGCGUCCAUCCUCGGUAUCUCCCUUGCUAGCAUCCUCGUGGGGUAUGGCAUCGCGUCGGUUUACCCCGCUCGCUCCCCCGACUCUUCCGCACGUUCCGAACCCCAAUAUGGCACACCUGAAGACUUCAAGCGUGCGAUAGCAGAGCUCAAGGAGCUGUUUGGCCCCGACGCAGAGGACAUCAUCUCGACGCACCCGGAGGAGCUGCGAAUACACGGGUUCUCGGAGAAUGACUACCACCCCGGCGCACUUCACACCGUGGUCUUGUUUCCGCGCUCGACGGAGGAUGUAGUCAAGAUCGUCAGAACCGCGACCAAAUACCGCAUGCCGAUCAUCCCAUUCUCGGGAGGCACGAGUCUCGAGGGGCAUUUUCGAGGCAGCGAAGUGGGCGGUAUAUGUCUCAACAUGGCUUCAAUGGAUCAGAUCCUCGAGAUUAACGAGCAAGAUUCGGACAUGAUAGUUCAGCCUGGCAUCGGCUGGAUGACGAUCAAUGAGGAGCUCAAGGAGAGAGGCAUCCCACUGUUCUUCCCGCUCGAUCCUGCGCCUGGCGCGACCAUAGGUGGGAUGUUGAGCACAGGAUGCUCCGGCACGAAUGCGGUGCGCUAUGGUACGGCCAAGGGAGAGUGGUUCUUGAACGCGACGGUUGUGCUGCCCUCCGGAGAGGUGAUAAAAACUCGUCGGCGUGCGCGCAAGUCGUCAGCGGGAUUCGACCUAACAAAACUGUUCAUUGGCGCGGAGGGCACGCUCGGCAUUGUGACUGAAGUUACCAUUCGGCUCGCACCAGUCCUCCCUACGACCGUAGCGGUAGUGCACUUCCCCGACGUCAAGCGUGCCACCGAAGCCGUGAUCGACGUGAUGAACCGCGGCGUCGGCAUACAAUGCGUCGAGCUGUGUGACACCGAGUUCAUGCGCUCCGUGAACCUCUUUGGGUCCUCGCAGCGCACGUACCCGGAGCGCGACUCACUCUUCUUCAAGUUCCAGGGACCGACGCCCGCCGCGCUCGCCGAGACGGCCAAGAUCGUCCGCGAGGUCGUCAAGAAGCACGGCGGGGAUGGCUUCGAUGUCGCGCGGAGCGACCGCGAGGCGGCGGACCUAUGGGCGGACAGGAAGAACGCGCUUUAUUCGGGCCUGGCGCUCGUGGAUGGGGCGAGGGGGUGGAGUACGGAUGUUUGUGUACCGGUGUCGAAGCUGCCUCAGCUUGUUCUGGAGACGAAGCAGGAUCUCGCGGAGAUUGGGCUGGUGUCGACGAUUGUUGGACAUGUUGGUGAUGGCAACUUCCAUGCCCUCAUAUUAUUCCGCAAUGACGAGGAGCUCGAGGUCGCGCGUCACGCCGUACACCGAAUGGUUGAACGCGCGAUUAAGCUUGAUGGAACAUGCACGGGCGAACACGGCGUCGGCAUUGGAAAGCGGCAGUACCUGUAUGAGGAACUCGGCGAAGGCACGGUCGAGCUCAUGCGGACCAUCAAGAAAGUGGUCGAUCCUCUGGAAUUAUUUAACCCUGGAAAGUUAUACCCUGACGCCUCGGAUGCCCCAAGCAAGAAGAAUACCCCACCUUCUCAUUAGCGCUCUCGAAGUUCAGCUGAUUUCUAUGGAUUCUACACCGGGACCCAGAUACGGCUAUCUAUAUUGCCUGUCUCAUUAUAGGCCCAAAACCAAAAGCAUCAACCAAAAUCACUCCACUCGUUCUCAUCAGUGUGCAUCUUGUACUUAUCUUGUGCAGUAACUAUCCUUACUAUCUCCCUGGACAAUUCCUGCUCUAGACUGCUUAUUCGCACUGCGAUUCGUUCCUGCUGUUUACCCUGUACUCGGUUAUACCCGGUUUUACAACUAUACAGCUCUGACAUGGC